AGAGAAGAAGGAGAAGAAUUGAUGGAUCCUUCAUUAGAAUUCACAAAAGUCAUGAGCCUUGUGGCUGCCCUUGCCCUUUUCACUACAUUUGUCAUUCCACUUCCUGCUCAUGCUUCCCCUUGUAGAAGCCCAAGCCCUCCUCAAGUGGAAGUCCAGUCUUAGUAACCAUUCGGUUACUUCCCUCUCUUCGUGGACUCCCUCUCCUCAUCAUGCCACCAGUUCCAACUCGACCAUGAGUCCGUGUGCUUGGUAUGGCAUCUCUUGCAAUCAGGCAGGGAGCAUAAUCGGGAUAAAUCUCACCAGUGCUUAUGUUGAAGGUACGCUCGACAAAUUCCCAUUCUCAUCUUUGUCUCAUCUAACAUACAUGGACCUGGGUAUAAAUAGUCUCUCUGGCCAUAUUCCGCCUCAAAUCGGUCUCUUGAGCAAUCUCACCUAUCUUGACCUCUCUAUCAAUCGGUUCAUGGGGAAUAUACCCCCGGAGAUCGGCCAUCUAACGAAACUCAAGGUCAUGCACUUAGUUUCCAAUGAGUUAAAUGGAUCCAUUCCCCAAGAAAUCGGACAAUUGCAUUUGCUCAAUGAGGUUGCGCUAUAUUCGAACCAAUUGAAUGGACCCAUACCUUCCUCAUUAGGUAAUUUGAGCAAAUUGGCUAUACUGUAUGUCUACAACAACUCCCUUUCUGGUUCUAUUCCUCCUGAAAUGGGAAAUAUGACAAAUUUGGAAGUGCUCCACAUGGACAACAACUUCCUAACAGGACCAAUUCCUUCCACUUUGGGGAACUUAACCAAAUUGACAAAGCUGAACCUAUUUGCUAAUGAGCUUACUGGUUCCAUCCCACUGGAGCUAGGGAAUUUGAAUCGUCUUAAUGAGUUGAGCCUUAAUGAUAAUAAUCUUAUGGGUUCAAUCCCACCAACAUUAGGCAAUUUGAUGGAGCUUACCUCUCUUUAUCUCUACGGUAAUAACCUUUCCGGUCACAUUCCUAAUGAAAUGGGAAAUCUCCACGCUAUGCUUGACUUAGAGCUAAGUACAAAUCAGCUCACCGGCCCAAUUCCUUCUUCUUUGGGUAACUUGACCUACCUAACAUCUUUGUUUCUCCGUGACAAUCACCUUUUUGGUUCAAUUCCUAGAUCCUUAGGGGAUCUAGUGAACUUGGAGGUGUUGCAAUUGGAUACCAACCACUUAAGCGGCUUCUUACCAGAGAAUCUAUGCCAAAAUGGGUUGCUCCAAAACCUUACGGUGAGUGACAACAACUUAACUGGUUCUAUCCCUAUAAGCUUGAGAAAUUGCACAAGCUUAGUCAGAGCACGCUUUGAGGAAAACCAGCUCACUGGAAACAUAUCCGAGACCUUCGGUGUCUACCCCAACCUAACCUUUAUUGACAUGAGUUUCAACAAGUUCUAUGGAGAAAUCUCAACAAACUGGGGAAGUUGCAUGCGUUUAAGGGAUCUAAGAAUUGCGGGAAAUAACAUCACUGGUAGCUUGCCUCCAGAGAUUGGAAACGCAACUCAACUAGGGUGCAAUUGAUCUUUCCUUCAACAGCUUAGUUGGUGAGCUUCCGAAAGAAUUCGGAAAAUUGACUUCUUUGGUGAAUUUGAAUUUAAGUAGGAACCAACUUUCUGACCGAAUAAGUCCAGAUAUUGUGUUGCUACCUGGUCUUCAAAAAUUGGAUUUGUCAAGGAAUAGAUUAAGCAUGUCUAUCCCGCAGACUAUCGGGUUUUCUUCAAAAUUAAUCCACCUGGAUCUGAGCAACAACCAGUUGAGCCAAGAUAUUCCAGGCCAAUUAGGGAUGCUAACUCAUUUAUCCGAGCUAGACUUGAGUCAUAACUUGUUAAGCGGUGAGAUCCCAGCUCAAUUCAACAAGCUGGAAAGCCUAGUGAAACUCAACCUUUCACACAAUAAUCUUUCUGGCCUUAUAUACGAGACUUUCAAGGAUAUGCGAGGUUUGAUGGAGGUGGACAUCUCUCACAACAAGUUUGAGGGUCCCAUCCCCAACACCACCGCAUUCCAAAAUGCAACAAAAGAAGCGUUUGAAGGCAACAGCGGAUUGUGUGGAAAUGUUGGAGGACUUAAGCCAUGUAAUCAAGCAGUGGUGGAUAGGGAAAACUCUUCAACGGGAGGCAAGGUUAUUCUUAUUGCGUUUUCUCUGCUAGGAGUAGUGUUGUUUAUUUUCUUUGGAAUAUUCUUCAUUUUCCUUAGAAAGAAGUUCCAUCCAAAAGCGGACCUAUCAAGCAAGACAACUAAAGUCUUUUCUCUAUCAAAGUACGGUGGAAUGAUCUUAUAUGAAGACAUCAUAGAAUCCACUGGGGCUUUUGAUGAGAUUUUCUGUAUUGGAAGGGGAGGCUAUGGAAGUGUCUUCAAGGCCAAAUUAAGAUCAGGUGAUAUAGUAGCUGUAAAGAAGCUCUAUCAAACAGCUGAUAGUGGGCAAACAGAUCAAAAGGAAUUUUUGAAUGAGAUUAAGGCAUUGACAGAAAUUCGACACCGCAAUAUUGUGAAACUAGAGGGCUUUUGUUCGCAUCCACAACACUCAUUCUUGGUGUAUGAGUACUUUGACAGAGGAAGCUUGUCUACAAUCUUGAGCAAUGAAGAAGAAGCCAUGGAGUUGGAUUGGAACAAGAGGGUGAACAUAGUAAAAGGGGUGGCUCAUGCUCUAUCCUAUAUGCACCAUGAUUGUAUUUCUUCAAUCGUUCAUCGAGAUAUUUCGAGUAACAACAUUCUGCUUGAUUCGGAGUAUGUGGCGCAUGUUUCUGACUUUGGCACGGCUAAGCUUCUUAAGUUGGACACAUCAAACUGGAGUGCAGUCGUCGGCACAUAUGGUUACAUAGCUCCAGAGCUUGCUUACACAAUGAAGGUGACAGAGAAAUGCGAUGUGUAUAGCUUUGGAAUAGUAGCCAUCGAGGUGAUCAAAGGAAGACAUCCGGGUGAUAGUUUUUCAUCUCUAUUAGCUCCGGUCGGCAUGGAGAUCUCAGUAGUUUUGAAGAAUAUAUUGGAUUCACGCCUGCCAACGCCCAUGCCAGGCAUUGAGGAUGAACUUCUGACCAUCCUAAAGCUUGCAAUCGCUUGCAUAUCUGAUAAUCCCCAACUCAGGCCGUCAAUGAAAAUGAUUUCUCACGCCCUAUCAGCUCGUUCAACCAUUUUUGAUGGAGUUCAAAAAUCACAGAAGCCCACUGAUCCUGUGAGAGAUGCAACAAAUCCAAGCCGUACACUGGAUCACUUUGUAGAAGAUAUCGUCUGAUAAACGAUUUUGCUCUGUCAACCACAUGCAAGAAGGAGAAAUAUUUUGACCGGAAACAAGGGUACGUGUUUAGGCUACCAACAUGAGGAUGAGGACUACAAGUCGUUCAUGCCCAAGUAUAGAACAGCCUUUUCUUUUGGAAGGAGCAAAACCUGAACUUCCCGGCAUCUAGUUUCAUUUCUGGAGAGAACAGCUGAACUGGAGAUAUUCCAAACUGUUUCUGCAUCUAUUAAUAAUCAUACUAGUAUCGUCGCAGCGAAAGCUAUGUAUCCAUGUCUAGUUAGAGUUAUAAAAUAUGAAUUUCGUAUCAUUGUAAAGUUGCUUAUGUAUCUAGCGUUAUCAUCUUGAAAGCAGAGGGUCCAUGUAAAGU
This is a messenger RNA of Eucalyptus grandis, 3600 nucleotides long. Its product is annotated as MDIS1-interacting receptor like kinase 2. The transcript is spliced from 3 exons. The record is from RefSeq and is a predicted model, not a curated record. Gene Ontology annotation, molecular function: ATP binding; protein kinase activity; protein binding. Gene Ontology annotation, biological process: protein phosphorylation. The coding region runs from base 1689 to 3230 and encodes 513 amino acids. Lineage: Eukaryota; Viridiplantae; Streptophyta; Magnoliopsida; Myrtales; Myrtaceae.